CGCCGGGCGCUGUGUGCGCACACGGUCUGCGCUGCCUGCAGCCCUCCUGCCGCCGGCGCAGGGCGCACGGACACUCAGGCACACGCGCGGACACGGCCCGUGCUGCCGAGCUGCCCGCCUCGCCGCUGGUGGCUGUGUUCCGCGGGGUUCCACGCUCUGCCCUGCGCUGCCCGCGGAUCCCCCGCAGGGCCGAUGGGGAAUAGUGGGAGGAUGCGCCUGAGCCGCGUCUGCUGCGUCUUCUACCAGCUGUGCGUGCUGUCUAGCGGGCUGGCCGCAGGUCUCCAUGCUUCAGUGGACUCUGAGGAGUGGGAGAUCGUCUUCCCCGCGCUCUGGAGCCGGGGCCAGCAGGAACCGGCGGGAGGCAGCGGCGGUGGGGGCGGUGGCAGCGCCGAGCCCGGCUGCGGGAACCGGAGCAGCGCGCCCAGUGCACCCGCGGCACCCGGCCCGGCGACGGGCAGCUCCCGGGAGGUGCGCUCCGUCUCCUCCUCGGUGGAGAGUCCGGCGCAGGCCGCAGGGGAGGCGGCCGAGGAGGAGGAAGCCGAAGAUGAGUACGAGUCUCAGGAGUUUUACCACUGGCCCCCCCUGCCUCAGGGCUCUGGUGCCGCCCCGCAGCUGCCAGCGACACUGUCUCCCCCGCCACCGCCUCUGGCUGAGGAUGGAGAUGAAGUGUUGCUGAGGAUCCCGGCCUUUACCCGGGAGCUCUAUUUGCUGCUCAAGAGGGACAGCCGCUUCCUGGCUCCUGGCUUUGCUGUGGAGGAACGACUCGGGAGUGACAGCAAAAGCUCACAGGGUACUACACAAGGGCAGCCUGAGAGAGCUUGUUACUACAGUGGUGCUGUGCUUCACUACCCAGGCUCCUUCGCCUCCUUGAGCACCUGUGGUGGAUUGGUGGGUUUUAUACAGAUUAAUGAGGACUUCAUAUUUAUUGAGCCAGUCAAUCACACUUUGGCUGUGACAGGUCACGCACACAGGGUGUACAGACGAAAAAGGUCCGUAGAGGAGAAAAUUACUGAAAAAACAACUUCUCAGAAUCAGUACUGUGGUGUUGUUACAGAUAAAAGAAAAUCCAAGAAUCAAAAAGUAUCAGAAAGUGGAAGAGGAAAACGAUACUCUUACAAAUUACCUCAGGAGUACAAUAUAGAAACAGUUGUGGUAGCAGAUCCAGCUAUGGUUUUGUAUCAUGGAACAGAUGCUGCCAGAAGAUUUAUUCUGACCAUCUUAAACAUGGUUUUUAACCUUUUUCAGCACAAGAGCCUUGGCAUACAAGUUAAUCUUCGGGUUACUAAGCUUGUCCUCCUUCACGAGACUCCAGCAGAUAUGUAUAUUGGACAUCAUGGGGAAAAAAUGCUGGAAAGCUUUUGUAAAUGGCAGCAUGAAGAGUUUGGUAAGAAGAACGAUAUACACUUAGAAAUGUCAACAAGCUGGGGAGAAGACAUGUCAUCAGUUGAUGCAGCUAUACUGAUCACAAGGAAGGAUUUCUGUGUACAUAAAGAUGAACCAUGUGAUACUGUUGGUAUAGCAUAUCUGAGUGGAAUGUGCAGUGAAAAACGAAAAUGUAUUAUUGCAGAGGACAAUGGUCUGAAUCUUGCUUUUACCAUUGCCCAUGAGAUGGGUCACAACAUGGGAAUAAACCACGACAAUGACCACCCAUCCUGUGCAGAUGGUCUCCAUAUCAUGUCUGGAGAAUGGAUUAAAGGACAGAAUCUUGGUGAUGUUUCAUGGUCCCGGUGCAGCAGGGAAGAUCUGGAAAGAUUUCUCAGGUCAAAGGCCAGUAACUGUCUGCUACAGACAAAUCCUCAGAGCCUCAAUUCUGUGAUUAUUCCCUCCAAGCUCCCAGGAAUGACAUACACUGCAGAUGAGCAGUGUCAGAUUAUUUUUGGUCCAACUGCUUCUUUUUGCCAAGAAAUGCAGCAUGUCAUAUGCACUGGUUUGUGGUGUAAGGUGGAAAGUGAGAAGGAAUGCAAAACUAAACUGGAUCCACCUAUGGAUGGAACAGACUGUGAGACUGGAAAGUGGUGUAAGGCUGGAGAAUGUAUCAAUCGGACAACUUUGGUGGAACAUAUGGAGGGGGAGUGGAGCAUGUGGAGCACUUGCAGCCGUACUUGCAACACUGGAAUCAGCAGUCGACAACGCAAAUGCCCUGGUCUGGGCAUUGAAGGUGAGUGUCAUGUCCCCAUGACACAGUAUAGAAUAUGUGAAAAUCCUUCCUGUCCUGCUGGUGUGCCUGCCUUCAGAGACUGGCAGUGCCAGGCUUUCAGUGUCAGAUCUUCGUAUCAGAAGCAUGUGCAGCAAUGGCAGGCUGUCAUUGAUGAUGAAAAGCCAUGUGCCUUAUUCUGUACACCAUCUGGAAAGGAUCAACCCAUUCUUCUAACAGAAAAGGUGAUGGAUGGGACUUCCUGUGGCCAGCACGGGUUAGAUAUCUGUGCAGAUGGUAAAUGCCAGAAAUUUGGCUGUGAUGGUAUAAUAGGUUCUCUGGCUCGUGAAGAUCAUUGUGGCGUAUGCAAUGGAAAUGGAAAGUCUUGCAAAGUCAUUAAAGGAGAUUUUAACCAUACCAGAGGAGCAGGCUAUGUGGAAGCUUUGGUGAUACCUGCAGGAGCAAGAAGAAUCAAAGUUGUAGAAGAAAAACCAGCGCACAGCUAUUUAGCACUUCGAGAUGCUGGUAAGCAGUCUAUCAAUAGUGACUGGAAGAUAGAACAUUCAGGAACAUUUAAUAUUGCUGGGACCACUGUCCAUUAUGUUCGAAGAGGUCUCUGGGAGAAGAUUUCUGCCAAAGGUCCCACAACUUCUCCCUUACAUUUACUGGUGCUGCUUUUCCAUGACCAGAGCUACGGUCUUCACUAUGAGUACACAAUCCCACUGGAUCCUCCCCCUGAGAAUCAGAGCUCUAAAGUACCUGAACCUCUUUUCAUGUGGACUCAUUCUGGCUGGGAGGACUGUGAUGCUGUAUGUGGAGGAGGUGAAAGAAAAACAACAGUCUCUUGCACAAAGAUUAUGAACAAGAAUAUCAGUCUUGUGGACAACAAGAAGUGCAAAUAUUUAACAAAACCUGAACCACAGAUCCGCAAGUGCAAUGAGCAGCCAUGCCAGACCAGAUGGAUGAUGACUGAAUGGACUCCGUGUUCAAGGACAUGUGGAAAAGGGACACAAAACAGACAAAUAGCCUGCACACAGCAGCUCAGAAAUGGGACCCUGAUCAGAGCAAGGGAGAGAGAUUGCCUUGGGCCAAAGCCUGCUUCUGCACAGCGCUGUGAAGGCCAAGACUGCAUGACUGUGUGGGAGGCGGGAGUCUGGUCUGAGUGCUCUGUAAAGUGUGGUAAGGGAGUACGGCAUCGGACUGUGAGGUGCACCAAUCCCCGCAAGAAAUGCGUUUUGUCCACAAGACCUAAAGAAGCAGAGGAUUGUGAGGACUAUUCCAAAUGCUAUGUCUGGAGAAUGGGAGACUGGUCUAAGUGCUCUGUUACCUGUGGCAAAGGAAUGCAGUCCCGAGUCAUUCAGUGCAUGCACAAGAUUACAGGAAGGCAUGGCAAUGAAUGUUUUUCUUCAGAAAAACCUGCAGCAUACAGACCCUGUCAUCUCCACCCCUGCAAUGAGAAAAUUAAUGUUAACACAAUAACAUCACCCAGGUUAGCUGCUUUAACAUUCAAGUGCCUGGGAGAUCAGUGGCCUGUGUACUGCAGAGUGAUACGAGAGAAGAACCUGUGUCAAGAUAUGAGGUGGUACCAGCGCUGCUGUGAGACAUGCAGGGACUUCUAUGCGCAGAAGAUGCAACAAAGGAGUUGA
Coturnix japonica (Japanese quail) is the source of this 3780-nucleotide messenger RNA. It is a transcript of the gene ADAMTS19, whose product is annotated as ADAM metallopeptidase with thrombospondin type 1 motif 19. Gene Ontology annotation, molecular function: metalloendopeptidase activity. Gene Ontology annotation, biological process: extracellular matrix organization; proteolysis. Gene Ontology annotation, cellular component: extracellular matrix. NCBI's taxonomy places the organism in Eukaryota, Metazoa, Chordata, Aves, Galliformes, Phasianidae. The record is from RefSeq and is a predicted model, not a curated record.